Molecule: messenger RNA, 1959 nt
Organism: Argentina anserina (silverweed cinquefoil)
Lineage: Eukaryota; Viridiplantae; Streptophyta; Magnoliopsida; Rosales; Rosaceae
Product: hexokinase-1-like
Exons: 9
Coding region: 86-1579 (497 amino acids)
Biological process (GO): glucose metabolic process; carbohydrate phosphorylation; glucose 6-phosphate metabolic process
Cellular component (GO): cytosol; mitochondrion
Molecular function (GO): D-glucose binding; ATP binding; fructokinase activity
Source: RefSeq, a predicted model, not a curated record
UCGACUUUCAUUCUCAUCAUUUUCUUCCUUCCUCGUUCUCCCCGAACAACAACUCCCAACCAAAACCAAACCGAUUCAUCGUAUCAUGGGGAAGAAGGCGGUAAUGAUCGUGUGCGGCGCCGCCGUGGUGACGGUGGCGGCGGCUGUGCUUGUGCGUCAGCGCAUGCGGGGCUGCGGCGAGUGGUCCAAAGCAACCGCCAUCGUCAAGGAGCUGGAGGAGAAGUGUGGGACCCCCAUUUCAAAGCUGAAACAGGUCGCCGACGCCAUGACCGUCGAGAUGCACGCCGGUCUCGCCUCCGAGGGUGGCAGCAAGCUCAAGAUGAUCAUCAGCUACGUCGAUAAUCUCCCCACUGGGAAUGAGAAAGGGUUGUUUUAUGCAUUGGACCUCGGAGGAACAAACUUCCGUGUGCUGCGGGUUCAAUUGGGGGGAAAGGGUCGUGGACUUGUUAAUCAGGAAUUCACAGAGGUGUCAAUUCCAGAAGGUCUGAUGACUGGAACUUCAGAAGCACUGUUUGAAUUCAUUGCAGCAGAACUUGCUAAAUUUGUCGGUAAAGAAGGUCCAGAAUAUCAACUCCCUCCUGGCAGGCAGAGAGAACUAGGUUUUACCUUCUCAUUCCCUGUGCAGCAAACGUCAAUUAAUUCUGGGACUCUAAUUAAGUGGACGAAAGGCUUCUCUAUAGAUGAUACAGUUGGCAGAGAUGUUGUGGCUGAAUUGAGUAAAGCAAUUGAAAAAGAAGGCCUUGAUAUGCGCGUGUCCGCUCUGGUUAAUGACACGGUUGGAACAUUGGCCGGAGGUAUAUACAACAAUAAUGAUGUUGUUGCAGCUGUGAUAUUAGGUACUGGGACAAAUGCAGCAUAUGUUGAACGUGCACAUGCCAUACCAAAAUGGCAUGGCCUUCUACCUAAAUCUGGAGACAUGGUUAUCAACAUGGAGUGGGGCAACUUCAGGUCUGCACAUCUUCCAUUAACGGAUUAUGAUCAUUCAUUGGACACUGAAAGUUUAAAUCCGGGCGAACAGAUUUUUGAGAAGAUAAUUUCUGGAAUGUAUUUGGGAGAAAUCGUUCGCCGAGCUCUUCAUAGGAUCGCUGAAGAGGCUUCCAUAUUUGGUGAUACUGUUCCGCCAAAAUUAAAAGUUCCAUUCAUUUUGAGGACACCUGACAUGUCCGCAAUGCAUCAUGACACUUCAUACGAUCUUAAAGUUGUACGGGACAUAUUGAAGAAUGUAUUGGAGAUAUCAAAUACUUCUCUUAAAGUGAGGAAACUUAUUGUUGAGCUGUGCAAUAUUGUUGCCACACGUGGGGCUCGCCUUGCUGCUGCUGGAAUCUUGGGGGUUCUGAAAAAGCUGGGAAGAGAUGUCUUCAGGGAUGGGGAAAAACAGAAGACAGUUAUAGCAUUAGAUGGUGGAUUGUUUGAGCACUACACUGAAUAUAGUAAGUGCAUGGAGAAUACCUUAAGAGAAUUGCUUGGAGAGGAAGCCGGUGCAUCUAUAGUUAUUGAACACUCUAAUGAUGGUUCUGGAAUUGGAGCUGCCCUUAUUGCCGCUUCUCACUCACAGUACCUUGAAGAUGAUGAGUCCUGAGAUUUUCUCAGGAAACCCGAGCGUUUUAACUUUUUGGCACUCUACUCUUUAUGUUCCGACUAAAAACUCGCAUUUUUUCAUCUUAUUCCUGCACCUUUCUGCUCUGCCCACUUUCACCCCAGGAAUCUUGUGUUUGUGGUGAGUUUUAUUUAGUGGCUUUGCAGAAAGUAAGAGAGUUGAGUUGAUUGUAUAAAAGCAGGACCUGUAAGCGGCCAAUGCUAUACUGCUUCGGCCUGCAAAUUACCAUUUUCCCUUAUGUAAUUCCAUUUUCAUGUCCAAAAUAAUACAAGUAUCGAGAUGCUUCCUUUUUCCGGAAUACUACAUCCUUGUGAUCAAAGCAGUGUAGCAAAGUUCUUUAAUUAGAUCAUACAUUCUCGUGA